CUAAUUUGUUGUUUAAUUUCAAGAAGCGCAAAGGUUUGUAGGUUGGUAGUGAAGGUUGUUGCAUGUCUUUUCGUGUUAUUUGUUGGGUCAAAUGAUUAUAACUAAAAGUGGUGGUCGUUAUACGUGAGACUGAGAAUUCCUAACUAAUUUUCACAACCUAAUCAUUGAUUGGUAAGUAAGUAGCCUCUUUCACAAGCAACAACAUCGCAUAAUAGUAAAUUGAAGGAUAUGUACAUACUGGAGGCCGAAGCCAAGAAAACAGAACAAGCUAGGAAGGCAUGAUUAUAGAGAGGUAGAGGGGUGUGUCGAUCACAACACGACUCUAUAAAGAAAUACCGAUGGUGUCGUCUCUAAGAAUUUGGGUCACUCCUGAGAAUGGGUUAGCAAGUUCAUGCAUACCGUAGCAAUAGACGAGACUAUGUUUCGAGAGCCAGUACAAGACUUUAUUUUUCUUCUCAGUAUGUAUAAAUGACAUUAACCAAUCACUCUUGCGCCAGUUUCCUCCGGAUCGCCUUUAGAAGCGAAGUGUAUGGACGUACCAGGUCAUGUCUGUUGCUGAUCGAAUUUUUUUUGUAUGUCUAGUAUAUUUAUGUAAGAAAUUAGAAAGAUUAAUAUAUACAAAAUGCGAUGAAUAUAAAUUGUUUAUUUGUCUUAUUUCACAGUCGAGAUAAGUCUCGAGACCCAUUUGGUUUGUCACUGACUCCACAUGAGGGUGUUAUGUAAGAUAAUGACAUAAUUGAAUCUUCAAAGAUGAUGGUAUAUGACUAUAAAUCUGUGGAACUAAUUGCAAGACAAAACAAGCUUACCCACUACAUUAAAAAGUAGAAUCUUUCCACUUAAGUCGUGUAAUGUAUUUUGUUUUCAAAGUCCAAAUUCAAAAUUACAAGCUAUGAUUUUGUUUUAUUAUGGCUAGGGUAAUACAAUUUUUGGUAUAUAAAAGACUCAUAGUUAAUUACUAUUCUGCAACUGAGAAUUCAACCCUAUCUGUAACAGUUAAGACAAGUUAGAUUUUGUCCAGUUUGAUCCCUGAAACUUUGAUAUAUUUCUCAAACGAGACCACAUACCAAGUUUUUACCAAAACGAGUCACCAAAGUUCACGAAUUUUCCUAAAGGGACUACUUGCCUGAAAAUCAUAAAGAAUUGCAAAGUUCAGGUACUAAUUAUACUGUUUGAAAAUUUGACGGAGGAAAAUUACAAUUAACCUCAUCCCAUAUCCCGUAGAAAUUAUCCAGUAAUUAAGCUUGAAUCAGACGGUCCCGGCAUUAGGUCCUGAAAAAAUCCCACUUUUAUACGGCCCAGAUCUCAUCUCUACACUGUUCGGCCGUUACCGAAUCUGACCCAAUUAAUAACAGAAGCCGAGCCGAGCCGAGCCCAAAUGCCCAAUGCUGUGUACCCACGCGGCCACGACCGCUGUUUUAAGUUUUAACCGCCGUGAAAAUUGAAAUGCGCACAAAUCCUCCGUCAACGUUUACAAAAUUAUAAUUUAAUGCCCCCAUUAAAAAUUAAAAUCUCCCGAUACUAAAUAAUAAAUUUCUCCCUCCCAAUAAAUAAAAGGCCUAGAGCUUAGACUGCUUAGUCACUCACACUUCCCUCCUUCCUUUCAUUCCCCUGCCUACCUCUGGGCUCUGGCAACUCUCACUCCUUCCAACUCUCCCUCGAUCACUGCGUCAAAGUACUUCAGAACUCUCCGGCGCCGACGAUUUUCGCAUUUCGGCCGGUGGUAGUCUGUAAUGACGGUGUUCUCCGGCAAGCAGGUGGUCCCGGUGGACUACGGCGCCGAGGUGUCGCAGCGGCUCCUCGAAGCCUGUCUCGCCGGCGAUCUCAGAUCCGCACUCGACUGCAUUCCCGAUCCCUCCCUCGACGUCAACUUCGUCGGAGCCGUCUGCUUGAAGUGCCGUCGUAGCGAGGUCGUUCUCCGCGACGAGUCCCCCGGCAAGGUCAGAGUCGAGUACGAGGAGUUCAGGACCGACGUCACCGCUCUCUUCCUCGCCGUCCACUCCGGCAACGUCGCUCUCGUCAGGAACCUCCUGAGCGUGGGAGCUGACGUGAACCAGAAGCUCUUCAGGGGGUUUGCGACAACAGCAGCAGUAAGAGAGGGCCACCUCCAGAUUCUAGAGAUCUUGCUCAAAUCUGGCGCGUCUCAGCCGGCUUGUGAAGAGGCCCUCCUGGAAGCUAGCUGUCACCAAGGGCGGGCAAGGUUGGCCGAAGCAUUGAUGGGGUCUGAUCUCAUUCGGCCCCAUGUUGCUGUGCAUGCCCUUGUCACCGCUUCCUGCCGUGGGUUCGUCGAUGUUGUCGAUACCCUUAUGAAGUGUGGUGUGGACUUCAACGCCACCGACAGAUUGCUAUUGUUGUCGUCCAAGCCUUCCCUCCACACCAAUGUUGACUGCUCUGCGCUUGUUGCUGCUGUUGUGUCUAGGCAGGUUGAUGUAGUUCGCUUGCUGCUAAAGGCUGGCGCGAAAACUGAUGUGAAAGUGAGGCUAGGAGCAUGGUCAUGGGACACAACCACCGGCGAGGAGUUCCGGGUCGGCGCUGGACUAGCCGACCCUUACGGCAUCGCAUGGUGCGCCGUCGAGUACUUCGAAGCCACCGGAGCCAUCUUGAGAAUCCUCCUCCAACACUUCUCACCAAAUACCACCCACCACGGUAGAACCUUGCUCCACCACGCCAUCCUCUGCGGCAACCCAGCCGCUGUCAACGUGCUCUUAACCUCUGGCGCCGAUGCAGAGUCCCCUGUUCAUACUUCGAAACAAGCCUUCAGACCAAUCCACAUGGCCGCCCGCUCAGGCUCGCCACAAAUCCUCAAGCUCCUGAUCAACUCCGGCUGCCAUCUCAACUCCACCACGGACUCCGGCGACACCGCUUUGAUGAUCAGCGCAAGGUACAAACACGGCGAGUGUCUCAAAGUACUCGCCAUGGCCGGUGCAGAUUUCGGCCUACUCAACAACGCAGGCCAAUCUGCACUCUCACUGGCUACAGCAAACCGCUGGUCGCUCGGUUUCCAGCAAGCAGUACACGAAGCAAUUAGAGCACGAAAUGGUGAAAAGGUCAUUGUUUCGAGCAGUCUGUCCGUCUUCAACCCUCUCUUCUUCGUAGCUCAAUCCAGCGACGCUGAGGCAUUGCAGGACCUGAUCAAGUCAGGGGAGGUCAGCCUUAACUACCAAGAUGAGGUCAACGGCUACUCUGCAGUAAUGUGCGCAGCUCUACACGGCCGUGUAGAGUCCUUCAGGGUGCUGGUCUAUGCGGGGGCCGACGUCAAGCUACAGAACAAAGCCGGCGAGACAGCCAUCUCAAUCUCCGAGCUGAACUCAAACCGCGACUCAUUUGAGAAGGUGAUGCUCGAGUUUGCACUCGAGCAAGGCAACAGAAACUCCUCCUCCGGAGGGUUUUACGCACUGCAUUGUGCUGCUCGUCGUGGGGACACUACUGCAGCAGAGCUUCUGACGUGUAGAGGCUACGAUGUCAACGUUCCAGACGGAGAUGGGUACACUCCGCUGAUGCUGGCAGCGAAAGGUGGCUUCAAGUCCAUGUGCGAGUUGUUGAUAUCUCAUGGUGCUGACUGCGAGUUCAGGAAUGCCAGAGGCGAGUCUGCAGUUUCUUUGGCUAAGAACAAGGAAGUGAGGAACAAGAUACUCGACGAGCUUGCACGCAAGCUUGUUACUCAAGGGUGUCGCGUGAUGAAGCAUACCAAGGGAGGCAGAGGGGUGGCUCAUGAGAAGGAGAUCAGAAUGGUGGUGGCGACAGGAGUUUUGACGUGGGGGAAGAGUGGUCGGAGGAAUGUGGUCUGCUUGGAUGCAGAGGUGGGAGCCAGUAAAGUGUUUCGGAGGAACAGGAAGAGCAGAGGAGAUGGUGAGGUGUCACCUGGGUUGUUUCGGGUGAUGACCACGAAGAAGAAAGAGGUUCAUUUCGUCUGUGAUGGUGGCGAUAAGAUGGCUGAGCUUUGGGUUAGAGGGAUAAAGCUGGUUACUAGAGAGGCUAUCUGCGGUUGAAAGAUGGGGAAGUAGUAUACAGAGAGAAGAGAGAUGAUGAGGGGGUUUUGUUUAGAGAGGAGUUUACUUCUUCUUGAAGUAAGCUGUGGAGAGUUCUUGAUUUUGUAAAGUUCUCUUUUGAUCCACCUGUAGUUAAAAGUGGCCAUUUUCAAUCCGAGAAGUUUAGUAGAACAAAAUAUGACCAUAGUUGGUGAAUCAAAGGAUUAUACCGAACUCACUAAUGAAGAUGGUAACCAUAUAUAGUAGAACAAAAUGUGACAUGGUAA
Messenger RNA from Linum trigynum, 4252 nucleotides. Lineage: Eukaryota; Viridiplantae; Streptophyta; Magnoliopsida; Malpighiales; Linaceae. The record is from the annotation of a GenBank genome assembly.